UUAAAACCCCUUUUACAAUACAACGUACCCUUCAUCAAAUAUGGAUUUUCAUUUCCAUAUGGCUACAACCACAAGUUCAACCGGUUGCAGCCCUCAAAACAUGCAAUUCUACACCGCACCAUCAAGCCCGAUCGGUCUAGACACUGGUUCGGAUUACAAUGACCAUGAGUUCGAGUUUGAGGUCACUACCCGGAUGUUUACAAACUGUUGCGAGUUUCAACAAACGUAUCCUUCUUUUUGGUGGACAAAAAGAAACGAUAGUGGGCAGGAAAACUAUCGGCUACCAGCUCGAGCCGCAUCAUUUUGUAGUGGACAAGUUUUACCUUUGAAACCCCCUCCGCGACUCCAAACAUCCGUCUCUUCAUCGCCAAGGUCGCCGAACUCGUUACUAAGGGUCCGGUUUUCUAGAUCGCGUGCUUGGAAUGAUGACUUUGACCCUUUCCAGUUUGCUUUGGAGAAAGUUAGCGAUGAAACGAGGGCUAGGAUGAGUUUCCAUAGACGGUCUCAAUCGUACUCAGGAUAUAGAACUAGUAGUGUCGCACACUGGCUCGAUGGUGCGGCGGACCGGGAAAAAGGCCACAAGAAACAAGAGUUUAAUCCCAAUAACAAUAACAACAUAAUAUCCAAAAUUUUCGAUCCGGGGUAUGGACAUGUUAGUUUGCGUAUGAACCCCAAUGAACAUUUAAAACCACGUGGGCCAACACUCGCGAUGAUGAUGAUGGAGCAUAAAGAGACGGUAUACUCAAGACGGGUCGUUCCUAAGGAACAUGUUGACAAACCGAGGGCAAAGUCAAGUCGAAUGGCUCGAAGCACAACCAAAGGUAUGUGGCUAGGAAGAAGGGUGAAUGAUGAAGACCAUGAGCACAUGAAGGGUGGAAGUGAGUCAAAAUGUAGUACGGAAUCAAAGAUGCAUAGAGUGAUGUCAUUUUUGCUCAAGUUGAAAAAGGGUAGCAAUGAAAGUAAUAAAAACUGGAAACUACGUCGUUGCUUAGGGUAUUCUCCUAGGAGCCCACCAUUUAUGAAGUAAAUAAAGAGGCCCAUAAUCUUAAGGCCUCUAUUGCAUGUGACCCAUUUAAUAUACAGGCCUCUUUUACUUGCAGUUGAGGCUUGGAUAUUAGUUGUACACAGUUAUAAUUAAAUAUACAACUAAUUUGUUUA
Helianthus annuus (common sunflower) is the source of this 1158-nucleotide messenger RNA. RefSeq lists its product as uncharacterized. The record is from RefSeq and is a predicted model, not a curated record. The coding region runs from base 41 to 1027 and encodes 328 amino acids. The transcript has 2 exons. NCBI's taxonomy places the organism in Eukaryota, Viridiplantae, Streptophyta, Magnoliopsida, Asterales, Asteraceae.